This is a messenger RNA of Acomys russatus (golden spiny mouse), 1949 nucleotides long. RefSeq names its product TNF receptor associated factor 2 (gene Traf2). The transcript is spliced from 11 exons. NCBI's taxonomy places the organism in Eukaryota, Metazoa, Chordata, Mammalia, Rodentia, Muridae. The record is from RefSeq and is a predicted model, not a curated record. Gene Ontology annotation, molecular function: tumor necrosis factor receptor binding; zinc ion binding; ubiquitin protein ligase binding. Gene Ontology annotation, cellular component: cytosol; cytoplasmic side of plasma membrane; plasma membrane signaling receptor complex. The coding region runs from base 207 to 1880 and encodes 557 amino acids. Gene Ontology annotation, biological process: tumor necrosis factor-mediated signaling pathway; regulation of apoptotic process; positive regulation of canonical NF-kappaB signal transduction.
AGACAGGGUUUCUCUGUGUAGCCUUGGCUGUCCUGCACUCGCUUUGUAGACCAGGUUGGCCUCGAACUCAUAGCGAUCCACUUGCCUCUGCCUCCUGAGUGCUGGGAUUAAAGGUGUGCGUGCUUGUGACCCUUUUUAAAUUAAAAAUUUACUUGAAGUUACUAAGUUUUUAUUUUGUGUUUGUGUGCACAGUGUCUGUGCACCACAUGUGUGCUGUUCUGCAGAGGCUACAUGAGGGCAUUGGAUCCCCUAGAACUGGAGUUCAAGUGCGUUCUCAACUACCACUGUGGGUGCGGGGAACCAGACUCUGGGCCUCUGGAAGCCUAGUGACUUUACAGAGCAGGGCUUUGUGGUGUGUGGGGGUUAUAACUCACAUGGCUGCAGCCAGUGUGACUCCCCCUGGCUCCCUAGAACUGCUGCAGCCUGGCUUCUCCAAGACUCUCCUGGGGACCAAGUUAGAAGCCAAGUACCUGUGCUCAGCCUGCAGAAACAUCCUGCGGAGGCCCUUCCAGGCCCAGUGUGGCCACCGCUACUGCUCUUUCUGCCUGACCAGCAUCCUCAGCUCUGGGCCUCAGAAUUGUGCUGCGUGUGUCCAUGAAGGCCUGUAUGAAGAAGGCAUCUCUAUUUUAGAGAGCAGCUCGGCCUUUCCAGAUAAUGCUGCCCGGAGAGAGGUGGAGAGCCUGCCAGCCGUCUGUCCCAAUGAUGGAUGCACCUGGAAGGGAACCUUGAAAGAAUACGAGAGUUGCCAUGAAGGAUUGUGCCCAUUCCUGCUGACCGAGUGUCCUGCAUGCAAAGCCCUGGUCCGCCUCAGCGAAAAGGAGCACCACACUGAACAGGAGUGCCCCAAGAGGAGCCUGAGCUGCCAGCACUGCAGGGCACCCUGUAGCCAUGCGGACCUGGAGGUACACUAUGAGGUCUGCCCUAGGUUUCCCUUAACCUGUGACGGCUGCGGCAAGAAGAAGAUCCCUCGGGAAAAGUUUCAGGACCAUGUUAGAGCUUGCAACAAAUGCCGGAGCCUCUGCAGAUUCCACACCGUCGGCUGUCCUGAGAUGGUGGAACCUGAGAACCUGCAGGAUCAUGAGAUGCAGUGCCUGCGGGAACACCUGGCCCUACUGCUGAGUUCUUUCCUGGAGUCCAAAGCCUCACAGGGAACCCAGAACCAAGUGGGGCCAGAGCUGCUACAGCGGUGCCAGACUUUGGAACAAAAGACAGCCACCUUCGAGAACAUUGUCUGCGUCCUCAACCGGGAGGUAGAGAGGGUAGCAGUGACUGCAGAGGCUUGUAGCCGGCAGCACCGGCUCGACCAGGACAAGAUUGAGGCCUUGAGUAACAAGGUGCAGCAGCUGGAGAGGAGCAUUGGCCUCAAGGACCUGACCAUGGCUGACCUGGAGCAGAAGCUCUCAGAGUUGGAGGCUUCCACCUAUGAUGGCGUCUUCAUCUGGAAGAUCUCAGACUUCGCCAGGAAGCGCCAGGAAGCCGUAGCUGGCCGUACGCCUGCUAUCUUCUCCCCAGCCUUCUACACGAGCAGAUAUGGCUACAAGAUGUGUCUGCGCGUCUACUUGAAUGGCGAUGGCACUGGGCGGGGAACUCAUCUGUCUCUGUUCUUCGUGGUCAUGAAAGGCCCCAAUGAUGCUCUCUUGCGAUGGCCUUUUAAUCAGAAGGUGACGCUGAUGCUGCUGGACCAGAACAACCGGGAGCAUGUGAUCGACGCAUUCAGACCUGACGUAACCUCAUCCUCCUUCCAGAGGCCUGUCAGUGACAUGAACAUCGCCAGCGGGUGCCCCCUCUUCUGCCCUGUGUCCAAGAUGGAGGCCAAGAAUUCCUAUGUGCGGGAUGAUGCUAUCUUCAUCAAGGCUAUUGUGGACCUAACAGGACUCUAGCCACCCAGCUAGGAUAGCAGCUCAGUGAGGAGCUGCCACACUGGGCCAGGGCCCUGCCACACAAAGGUG